Messenger RNA from Mycena citricolor, 2503 nucleotides. Lineage: Eukaryota; Fungi; Basidiomycota; Agaricomycetes; Agaricales; Mycenaceae. The record is from the annotation of a GenBank genome assembly.
CGGGUACAUACUGACUGACACCCAAGUCAGGUCGUCGUGACAUGGGGACGCGUUAUUUGUCUCUGUUAGUCGUUGGCAAUGAAGCUUUCCUGACUUUCUACGCAGUCAGUGAGUCAGCUUUGUGGCCAGGUUGCGAUCUUAAUGUCAUGGGCAACUCCCAAAUUACCGUGGAAUUGUGCGAUCAAGGACACCCGACCUACAUCAUCGCUUUAGUCUCUCCUGGCCAUCGGCCAACUUGCUCUGCUCCCUCAACAUCCACGUCCUACUUCAUCGGGGAUUCCAUUACGAACACCUUUCUUAGAAGAGGCCGCAUGUGACGUUUCGUGGAUAUAUAUACACAGGUGGAGUCCACUGGCCUGAACUGGCGGCACUAGUACGAUGGCUCCAACUUCCGACCUCCCCACCUUCGACCAGCUCGGUGCACAAAUUCCUGACAAUCUGGAUGCUGGAUCUGUCGCAGCGGAAUGGUUCAAGUCGUUUUCAAAGCAUGCGGCAGCUGGCAAUGGUCAAGAGAUAGCAGCUCUCUUCGCUGCAGACUCGUACUGGCGGGACUUAUUGGCACUCACAUGGGAUUUCCGCACUUUCCACGGUCCCGCGUUGCGUCAGUUCCUGUCUGCGCGGCUUCCCACAGUGAAGAUGUCCGCGUUCGCGCUCUCGGAUGAACAUCUAUGCUUGAAACGACCGUUUCCGGAUAUGGCCUGGGUUGAGGCCAUGUUCAAGUUCGAAACCGACGUAGGGUAUGCAUCCGGUAUCAUGCGACUGAUUCCUCAAGCGGAUGGCGUAUGGAAAGCCUAUUGCAUGUUCACGAAUCUGGAGGCUCUCAAGGGAUUCCCCGAAAAGAUCGGGCCUUUGCGAAAUCCUGAGCCAGAACACGGAAAGUGGGAGGAACGGCGCCAACAAAAGACUGCUUUCGAGACCACCAAUCCGACAGUCCUUGUCAUAGGCUCCGGACAAAGCGGAUUGGCACUUGCUGCUCAUCUGCAGAAUCUUGAUGUCUCUGUGUUGGUGGUAGAGCAGAAUGAGAGAAUCGGGGACAAUUGGAGAAACCGAUAUGACGCCCUUUGUCUCCACGAUCCUGUUUGGUAUGAUCACAUGCCAUACUUGCCGUUUCCGCCGACAUGGCCUGUGUACACGCCAGCGAGAAAGAUGGCUAAUUGGUUGGAAUCAUUCUUCCGAUCGUGGAAAGUGACGGUCAGGAAUCGAGUUGGGGGAGAGAGGAUCUUAGAUGUGCAACAUCUCGUCUUUGCGACAGGGUUUGGGAGCUAUCGAGGAGCAUUGCCGACUUAUCCGGGCAUGGACACAUUCAAAGGCCAGCUACUUCACAGCUCGCAGCACAAGCGUGCCAGCGAUCAUAAAGGAAAGAAGGUGGUUGUGAUCGGUGCAUGUACUUCAGCGCAUGACAUCUGCGCUGACUACUACAAACAUGACAUCGAUGUUACAAUGUACCAACGCAGCUCGACGUACAUAAUGUCCACCAAGCACGGGUGGCCUAUUCUGAUGGGUGACCGGUACUCUGAAGAUGGACCGCCCACAGAAAUCGCAGAUAUCCAGACUGCUUCGGUCCCGAUGCAGGUCGUUGAAUUAAUGGCUCCCAGGAGGACAUUAAAGAUCGCGGAGGCUGACAAAGAUUUGCUCGAAGGACUGAAGAAAUGUGGCUUCAGACUGAAUCUCGGCUAUAAGGACUGUGGGUUCUCGCUCGCGGUAUGGGAACACGCUGGUGGAUAUUACAUAGACGUCGGAACAAGCCAACUGCUCAUUGACGGGAAGAUCAAACUCAAGAAUGACAGUCUCAUCGAAAGCUUUAGUGCGAGCGGACUUGUUUUUGAGAACGGUACAAGGCUAGAGGCAGACGUUGUCGUCUUUGCUACCGGAGUCGGCAAUGUGAGAGACAACAUCCGCAGAGUUUGCGGUGAUAUUGUCGCCGAUCGAUGCAAGCCCAUUUGGGGACUGGAUGCUGAAGGAGAGGUGCGAGGAUGCUGGAGGGAUCUAGGAAAUUUGGCCUACAGCCGCUUCUAUUCGAAACAUCUCGCUCUCCAAAUCAAAGCGAUACAGGAGGGACUCUUCAAAGAGCGAUACAGUUUGGACAGAUAGAUGCUGCCGGUGCUAAUUCAUCCGGAAUCACCCAGAUAAAUUGAAAUCCAUUCCUUUCUUCGCCUGUUCUCCUUGCCUAUGGCGUUCUAAGGAAUGGGACCAUUCAAGCUUCAAUUCGCCGGGAAUCGACCGAAAACGAGUGCCAGUACAUCAUCUGAACACGAAACAGAGAAUCCCUCCCUGUGGGAUGACCUCACCAACAACAUUGCGCGAUAUGUACUGAACAUAUUCUAUCCUGAAAACAACCCGACCUGCUCGUGCACCCCAGGAAGUCCCUCGAUGGGCGGGUAGACAGAUUACCCGUAGAGCAUAGUAUUAGAAGAAGAAUAGGGCAGGAUCUAUAGAACGCAACUGACGACUCACAUACAUGUAUCACACUAACCUAGUGAGCUUAUACCAUCUGCUGGCCUCG